UUCUUCAUUCGAUUCGACACCAGCGUACAAAAACUUAUCAAAAACCUCACACUCUCUCACACACACACACGACGAUUAUUGAGGAUGGAAGAUAAGCCCUAAUUUCUCACUGUUCGCUAUGUUCAUUGCAUACUGCAGUUCAUUCGAGUUCUAGCCAGAUACUUUUCAUAAGUACUUCCCUAUUGAAUUAGUCACACAAAAGUUCAAUGGCUCUUACACUAUUUCGAGGUAUUCAAACCCGCCCGUUAUUACCUUAUUCGUCUGCAUUCUCUGCUAGAAAACAUGUUAUCUUUUGCUCAAUGCAAAGCACACAAGCCGAAACCUCGAUGAAAACAAAACAACAAGCUCCCUCAAACUUCACGGAAACAGCCCGAGCAAAAGCCGUUGAAAAGGUGUUGAAAGAUUAUGAAGCGAUUAUCGGUAUAGAAACGCAUGUACAGUUAUCGACUACGACAAAGGCGUUUUGUAGUUGUGCUUAUAAUUACGGGUCUCAACCAAACUCGUGUGUUUGCCCCGUUUGUAUGGGUUUGCCUGGCGCGUUGCCUGUUUUGAACUCGAAAGUUAUCAAAUGUGCGGUGAUGCUUGGUCUUGCACUCAAUUGCAAGUUAUCGAUGACUUCAAAGUUCGAUAGAAAACAGUAUUUUUAUCCGGAUCUUCCGAAAGGCUACCAAAUUUCACAGUUUGAUAUACCGAUCGCCACCAAUGGAUACAUUGACGUUGAUCUUCCACUUGAGUUUGGUGGAGGGCAUAGAAGAUUUGGGAUUACUAGGGUUCAUAUGGAGGAGGAUGCAGGGAAGCUACUUCAUACGGGAAACAGGAGUUAUUCACAGGUUGAUUUGAACCGAGCAGGGGUGCCUUUGCUUGAAAUAGUUUCUGAACCUGAUAUGAGAACAGGCAUUGAAGCUGCGGAAUAUGCCGCAGAGUUACAAAGGGUGGUGAGAUAUUUGGGAGUUAGUAACGGAAAUAUGCAAGAAGGAUCACUUCGUUGUGAUGUUAAUGUUUCCAUUCGUCCAAUUGGUCAAGAACAAUUCGGCACCAAGGUUGAAAUAAAGAAUCUGAAUUCAUUUUCAGCAAUGAGUAGAGCUAUCGAUUUCGAGAUUGCGCGACAGGCGGAGCUCUAUAACCAAGGGAAAGACGAUGAAGUUGUGCAAGAAACACGUCUCUGGGAAGAAGGCUCUCAGAAAACAGUUACAAUGAGGAAAAAGGAAGGACUUGCAGAUUAUAGAUAUUUUCCUGAACCUGACCUUCCGGAAGUUAUACUUACAGAAGAGUAUGUGAACGAUAUCCGUGAUUCUUUACCUGAACUUCCGGAAAUGAAGCGCCGAAGAUAUGAGGAGAUGGGUCUGACCAUGCAGGAUGUUCUUUUUCUCGCAAAUGAUGUACAAGUUGCGGAAUUUUUUGAUGCGACAAUUGCCAAAGUUUCUGAUAUUAAACUGGCGGCUAAUUGGAUCAUGGGAGAUAUUGCUGCUUACAUGAAGAAUGAAAAGCUGUCAAUUAACGAAAUCAAACUAAGCCCCGAAGAAUUAAGUGAGUUGAUAGCUUCGAUUAAAAGUGGAACCAUUAGUGGAAAGAUAGGGAAAGAGAUACUUCUUGAAUUAAUGAAAAAAGGUGGAACCGUUAAGGGACUGAUUGAGGAGAAAGAUCUUGUACAGAUAGUAGAUCCAGCUGAGAUUGAGAAAAUUAUUGAUAAAGUAAUUGCGAAUAACCCAAAGCAGUUGGAACAAUACCGCGGGGGUAAAACCAAGCUGCAAGGUUUUUUUGCGGGGCAGGUGAUGAAAGAAUCCAAGGGCAAAGCAAAUCCAGGGCUUGUAAACAAGAUUCUUCUGGAAAAAUUAAACGCCUAAAGUUGAUAUGUUACGCGGAGGAUUUUCUUCGCUUCCUGAAGAUUUUGAUGUAACUAACUUUAUUUGAACUGUACUGCAGAUGCAUUUAUUGAGAUUAUAGGUUACAACUGUAUUUGACAUUUGUCUUGAAUAAUUAUAUCAAGUGUUUUUUUUUGACAUUUA
Messenger RNA from Helianthus annuus (common sunflower), 2006 nucleotides. Its product is annotated as glutamyl-tRNA(Gln) amidotransferase subunit B, chloroplastic/mitochondrial. Gene Ontology annotation, biological process: glutaminyl-tRNAGln biosynthesis via transamidation; mitochondrial translation. Lineage: Eukaryota; Viridiplantae; Streptophyta; Magnoliopsida; Asterales; Asteraceae. The record is from RefSeq and is a predicted model, not a curated record. Gene Ontology annotation, molecular function: glutaminyl-tRNA synthase (glutamine-hydrolyzing) activity. Bases 207 to 1844 code for a protein of 545 amino acids. The transcript is spliced from 9 exons.